Messenger RNA from Exophiala oligosperma, 1394 nucleotides. RefSeq lists its product as uncharacterized. The coding region runs from base 72 to 1394 and encodes 440 amino acids. The transcript has 2 exons. The record is from RefSeq and is a predicted model, not a curated record. NCBI's taxonomy places the organism in Eukaryota, Fungi, Ascomycota, Eurotiomycetes, Chaetothyriales, Herpotrichiellaceae.
CAAAUCUCUAGCACACGCAGUAAAGAACCUCUUGAGUUUCAGACGUCACCAUACCAGCUUAAGGUCUGCCCAUGGCGACUACUCACAGCCGGAGAAUGGAGAUGGUUCUUGGUGAAUACGUUGCAUUGCUUAGCUUCCUUGAUCCACCAACAACCCCUGAUACGAAGACCAAGUCUCAGAUCAAGCGUCCCCUAUCCAGGACUUCAGGACAGAAAUUUCUCGACCAUCUCUCUUGGCUCUGUGAUCCAUUGCCUCGAGGAAGGACAGUUGCUUCGAUCGCUGUGCAGGGUUCUUCCAGCGGGUCAAAUUUCUGGAUCGCAAGCAACAAUGGCAGUUCUCGGGGAGUGAAGAAGCAUCUUCAGUGGCUGCUUGGAAGACUUCGGCAGCUCGUCGAUGGAUCUGAAACAAGGGAGGUUGUAUGCAAAGAGAUUUUUCGGAAGUCGGUCAAUUUCAGUCGUGAACGAGUUCGAAACUAUCUUGAACAAUUAAAGACGAUUGCUUCUCACUGCUUACUGCUUCAAGAGACCAAUGAGAGAGAUCGCCAGCUGUCUAAGGACAUUUCCGAGAUCCUGCAAUCAUAUGACGAGCACGAACGACUAUGCACGCUAGCAUUCUGCUUCCGAAAAACGGCAGCAUCACAAACAUUACGGAUAAGGGCUACAGCAUCCGGGCCUAAUGGUAGUUGGCAACUCUUGCGGCACUAUGUUGGCAGACUUGGGUCAUGGUGGAAAGCUACACUGGUUGUGACCAUGGAAGCAAACGAGAUCUCAGACAUACUGCGCAACGCAACGGUGCAGGUCGUUCGUUAUGCAGGAAUUGUGACGCAAGGGCAACGUGAGCCCACGAGAAGUCUUGAUGAAGUCCUUGGGUCACUGACCUCGGUCAAUAAUCCUAAUCUUCCGGCAUCGGCAAAGCAUGUAAUGCAGCACCGUUGGGGCUUCGAUGUGGACAAGAAGUUCAUGGAGCGACUGAAACAUCGGCAGAAGCAGCAGUGCUUCCACGCGGAAGCUGUGAUGCUCGCCCACUUUCACCGCCGAGAGUUUCGUUUCACACAAUCACUGCCAUAUAUUGGUUGCAGCAAACCCUCGUGUUAUUGCUGCGAGCUGUAUGCUGAGUUACAUCCUCUCAUUACAGCUCCUAGGGAAAGCCAUGGCAACGCUUGGGUCAAAUGGGCUCUACCUUGCCCGGCACGAGCCAGACGUGGGCGGUAUUGUCAAGCCUGCACAUGCAUACUCGAAAAGAUGUUGCGAUGUGUUCGCAAGGAGAUUCGCCGGAGAAUCCUUGCAGAGAGUAGCGGAGUUCAUGGCCGACCUGAAUCCACCACCAACAUGUCGAGCGUGGUAAUGUUGGGGUUUGUCGAUCAUGAAUUCCGCAACAAUAGCCGUGCAACAUAA